AUGCCUGAAGAAAUGAAUAAUCACCUCUCGCCAACGAUGAUGGACGUCAAGGAUGACAGCUCCGACUGGCAGACUUCAGACGAGGAUCGACGUGGCAAGCCAAAGACUCGCUCCCAAGAACCGCCAGGUCCGGCGUGGCCAAUGCCCCCAGUGCAAGAUUGGGCCAACGUGAACAAACAGGUGUGGAUCAUAAUAGAAGGAUCCCUCACACGUGAAGGACCCUUCACAGUUAAAGGAAGGCGUGCAGACAAUAACACCAAGAAAUGGAAAUACGAUUUGGUUGAUGCACAAGGCAAUAAACGCAUGGGAGUUCUCGAGAGCCAACUCAAGCGGUCGGGCACAGAUGAAGAAUCCGAUAAUGGUGGAGUUGGAUCUUCGGCUCCUACACUUUCUGGGGCAUGA
Molecule: messenger RNA, 402 nt
Organism: Sphaerulina musiva SO2202
Lineage: Eukaryota; Fungi; Ascomycota; Dothideomycetes; Mycosphaerellales; Mycosphaerellaceae
Exons: 3
Coding region: 1-402 (133 amino acids)
Source: RefSeq, a predicted model, not a curated record